This is a messenger RNA of Hermetia illucens (black soldier fly), 1182 nucleotides long. Its product is annotated as odorant receptor 2a-like. Gene Ontology annotation, biological process: sensory perception of smell; detection of chemical stimulus involved in sensory perception of smell. The transcript has 3 exons. Gene Ontology annotation, cellular component: plasma membrane. Gene Ontology annotation, molecular function: olfactory receptor activity; odorant binding. The record is from RefSeq and is a predicted model, not a curated record. NCBI's taxonomy places the organism in Eukaryota, Metazoa, Arthropoda, Insecta, Diptera, Stratiomyidae. Bases 1 to 1182 code for a protein of 393 amino acids.
AUGGACCCUUCAUACGAAGCAACCACAUUGCCAAUGGAGCGAGUUGAUUUUGUGGCAUCUGCAAAAUUCACAAUCAAAACUUUGUACUUUCUCGGAUCCUGGGUUACUCCAUCCUCAACAUUCCAGUACAAACUAUAUGCGUUCAUUGCGCAGAUUUUCGGGGCCUUGACUUUCGCAAUCAACGUUAAUUUGAUGCUGCCAGGAGUUCGUGAUUUGGAGAACCUGAUGUGGAGCAUGCCAAUAUCUCUGACCAUGCUGGGAUAUUGGACGAAAUUGUCCAACUUGUAUGUGAGGAGGCAUGAGGUCCAGGAGUUCUUCAAUCUGCUCAAUUCGGACGAUUCACAGGUGGAUAGCUACAAGGAGCUCAUGAUUGUAAAACGGGCCAACAAAUACGGAAAGAAGCUGACAUAUAUUUGGUUCUGGUUAUUUCUAACAGCGGGAUUGAGUGCGUUAGUAACGAUGAUGUCCUCUGAUCCGAAAGUUCCUUAUCCGAUUUAUUAUCCAGACUGGCGAGAUGGACCGAGGAUGUUUUACGCAUCAUGUGUAUACCAAACUUUCUGCAUAAUUCAUGGCUCCCUGGUGAACCAAUCGAGUGAUGCACUUUUGCCAUGCUUUCUUACCGUACUGACCGGCCAAAUUGAUGCCCUUGGCUGGAGGCUAGAGAACCUUAGAAAGUUAUCGCAACCUUCGAAUGGAAAUGAAGCCUUAAUACGAAAAGAGUUCGUCAACUGCGUUAGGCGACACAAACAUUUACUGAAGCUAUCUUUAAGACUGCAAAACAUGUUCUCGUUUGUGACAUUCUUUCAAAUGUGCUUAGCCGGAAUUAUUGUUUGUGGAUUGAUCUUUCAGUUAUCCCUACUGUCACCUCUUGACGACCCCAAAAUGUUUCUCAAGUUACUGUCAUUUGCUUCGGCGAUAUUCCUGCAGGUUUUUCUACCUUGUUUCACCGCCUACAACGUCCGAAUUGCGAGUCAAGCCUUGAAUCUAAAAAUGUACUCAGCAGACUGGAUAGGACUAUCGCAGCCGUUGAAAAGGAUGAUUAUUAUAUUUAUGCAACGCCUCCAGUAUCCGAUUCUCAUCACAGUGGGAGGGAUCAUUUUUCUUGGAAUGGAGAAUUUUAUGGUGGUGCUCAAAUACUCGUAUUCGUUGUAUUCCCUGUUGAGGAAGGUUCAGUCGAAGUAA